CAACAAAAAGAUCUUAUAAGAUCUGAAGAAUAUGAAGUUUUGAAAUUCUGCAAUAAUAUAUAUAAGAUUAAACAAUUAGAUGAUAAGUUUGCUACUAACAUUUUCAAAAAGUUGCCAGAAUAUCACCAUGAUGCUUUAUUGAAUAUUAUGCAAAGUGCUUCAGAAUAUAUUCUUGAAGAUGGCAAAAUAUCAAAGCUACAAAAAGAUUUAAAUAUUUUACAGCAUAAUAAUUUGAAUACUACUAACAUUAAUGAUAUUACAAACUAUAAAGAAAUUAAAAUGCCUAUAGUCAAGCAUAGUUGUGGUCAUUCUCCUAACAACAA
Molecule: messenger RNA, 323 nt
Organism: Cetraspora pellucida
Lineage: Eukaryota; Fungi; Glomeromycota; Glomeromycetes; Diversisporales; Gigasporaceae
Source: the annotation of a GenBank genome assembly